AUGAAUCCUUUGCUCUAUUCCCUUUUAAAAAAUUACCAACAAGAGCAAUUACUCUUAAAUUCCUUUAGAAACGAAAAUUCAACCCUAUUUCCUUUAUUUACAGCCCCAAAUCAAAGCCCCCCGUCUCCAGAAUUAUCUCUACUUGCAUUUCUUGGUUCACCAAUAUUUGGCAAUCAUUUGUUACCUUUAUGUUCAUUGCCUGAUUUUAAUAAAAAUUUAAUUGAAACUUCAAUUUCUAAUAAUUUUGUUGAUUCAAUUUCAAACUCGUCUUCAAUUAAUGAAUCAGAAACAAAUUCAGAAUCAACCUCCUCCUCUUCUUCUGAAGCAAGAACAAAAGAAAAUGAAAGGGAAUAUUUUAAAGAAUACAAAAUUGGCACAAAAGUUGUUCGUAGACUUUCUUAUCCGCGUGAAUUUAAGUUGAUUGUUUUACAUAGUUAUUGGACUAAUGGCAAAAAUAAAUAUAGAACAUGCAAAGAAUUUCAUAUAACAAAAUCAAUGUUAAAUGGUUGGCUUCAAAAAGCUGAAAAAAUUAGAAAUUCUCGUCCAGGGUCUCUAAAAAGUGGACGUUCUGGAAGAAAACCUCAAUUUCCAAAAAUUGAAAAUCAAUUAUUUCAACUUUUUCAAGCUGAAGAGAAUAAAGGAGAAAAUGUUUCGAAUAAAUGGAUACGUGAAACAGCGAGAAUUUUGGCUGAAAAAGAAGAAAAUAAUUGCCAAUUUUCAGAGAGAUGGUUAAACAAUUUUAAAAGAAGAUUUCAAAUAGGGAUUACGAUUAAAGAUGAAAAUGAACAAUUUGAAGAAUCUCAAAUAAAUUCAAUUAAAGAUGAUUGGUCUAUUGAAAAUGACCAGAAAAUGAAUAAAAUAAAUAAUGAAUCGAAUAAUUUAAAAGAUGAAGAAUUGGACAGGUUAGUGAGAGAAGGGUCUAUCCCGGAAGGUGUGGGCGGAUAAAGGGAACUUAAAAUCACCAAUAUGCUGGCCUGCUCCCUACGAGAGUAAGACACAAAUCCGUCUUAAUCUGCUAAGAUCACUCUUUAUCCGCCCCUAUUUGGAUUUGACCUUCUGGAUUUAUACUAGAGAAAUAUUUUUAAAA
This is a messenger RNA of Meloidogyne enterolobii, 1087 nucleotides long. The record is from the annotation of a GenBank genome assembly. NCBI's taxonomy places the organism in Eukaryota, Metazoa, Nematoda, Chromadorea, Rhabditida, Meloidogynidae.